Molecule: messenger RNA, 2949 nt
Organism: Suillus subaureus
Lineage: Eukaryota; Fungi; Basidiomycota; Agaricomycetes; Boletales; Suillaceae
Product: telomere length regulation protein-domain-containing protein
Exons: 9
Coding region: 1-2949 (982 amino acids)
Biological process (GO): telomere maintenance via telomerase; protein stabilization
Cellular component (GO): cytosol
Molecular function (GO): Hsp90 protein binding; telomeric repeat DNA binding
Source: RefSeq, a predicted model, not a curated record
AUGGACGACGACAACACCCUCGCACAGAUAAAAUCUGUAGUCGAUAGCCUGCAGUCUCCUAUAGCUGACCUUCAAAUUCUGUUAUCUUUACUUUCUCGCCCUUUGGACUACAUAGGCCUUCUUCCACCACAAUGUCGCCGGUUCAAUCUCGAGCCGGUUCAAGGAUCGCGAGCUCUUGAUAUUGCAAAGGUCUUUCCUCCGCUUCAAAGAGUGUUAAUUGAGCACGUUCUGCCAACGUGGUCGACAGUCCUUGCUGACGAAGGCCAUCUGCCCCUCAUCGAUCAAUAUUUCUGCCCCGACGCGUUUUCUUUUGCACUAUCUGCUGCAGGAGAUGUGGUGCUCUGCGCUUAUUCCACAUUGCUCUCUUCAGUGCUCACAGAAGAAUCCAUUAGAUUAUUAGCCAAGUUGUCAACUCAGUAUCCUAUUGACAGACUUUAUACCGCUGCUUUCGCUGGCAACAAUUUAUCAGCUAGGAAGUCAGUCAGAUGGGAUGACUUCCCAUUAAAAGCUGCCAACGCAGCUGGCACGCGAGACUUACCCCCAGAACUUGAGCUUGCGACUUACUUCGACGACUUCAGCAGCAGCACGGAGCGUCUAAUAUUCACUCUCUCCCGUUCACCAUCGCAAGAUAGGAUAACAUCUGUCGCACAACUUCUGAUGAAACUUGUGAAUGUCGGCGUGUUUCCAUCCUUAUCGUUCUUACCACAGUCCCAACCAUCCUUCUUUCGUUCCACGCUAGCCACAAUCCGCGUGAGGUUUAAACAGGACGACGACCACAACUACUCCAAGUUCUGGACAAAUACACUCAUUUCUCUCCCAUCCACGGUUGCCCAGCAGACUAUAUUCGCGUCGUUGUGUUCUUCUCUGACGCAAUUACCUAGUAACUUGGGCGUUACGGCGCGAGAUAGAGGCAUUGUCGUGCAAGAAUCCUUAUUGCUUCGUGCCAUGUUCGGAACUCUCCGACCAGAAUCAGAUGCACCUAUAUUAUCACGCGAUUGGAAAGAGAGCCAUGCCAGGAUAUUCGUCAGCUGGGCAGCCGGUGCAAAAACAGCACUCCGGGCUUUGUUGUCACGUACUUUGGAUAUGUGGUGCGCUCCAGAGCACAUCAAGCACUCACUGCUGUUACGGCAUCGUUAUGUUACAUCACUGCUUCUUCUCAUUGUAUCGUACUUCCCUCGUCAAUCAGAAUAUGUGGUGUCAACCGCGCUUUCGCCUAGCUUCGUCACUGCGGUUGGUCAAUAUAUCAGUCAUCUGGACAAUAAUAUUCGCCGAUGUGGGAUGCUGGCAGCUGAAGUGGUUGCGACACGUGCAGGCAAGAACUUAGAUUUCGGAGAUUGGGAUGGAGAUGCCGACGGGAAGCCCUGGGCCAGAGAUCUAAGAGCACUUUGUUCGGUUCGAGACAUUGAUUUUAACCCUUGCACAGGCGAUGAAUUGGAGCCAGCCACGGAGGAGAGUACCCCAACAGAAGAUAUUAUCACUGCUGGUGUUCUGGACGAUGCUAAAAUAUCAGCGUUGAAGCUCAUAGAGGCUAGUAUCACCACUGGCUACGACUCAGACGACUCACUGACCGGCUACGCAUCGCCAACCUCCUCCCGCUCCGCGUCACCCACGCCCUCAGAGCUCAACGAAAUGGAGGAAGAUCCCACUUUACGUGUUGGAGUCAAGAAAAUUCCGCGACCUGUGUACCUUGCGCAGCUAGGCGAGAUGGUGCGGAACGCUAGAGUAAAGCCCGGCGAAGAGAGCCAGGAAGCCGACAAAAUCGAAAUGGCACUCAACGUUGCAGAAGAGUUGAUCAGGAGGAAAAGGGAUUAUGGGACUGAACUUGAGGAAAACGCUGCUAAUUUGAUCUAUGGAUUUACUUCGCUGAAUGAUAACUUCGAGCUUGACGGCUUCGAGAACAAGCGUCAGCGUACCGUCAAUGCUCUGGUAGCGUGUUGCCCUCGGGUCUCUGCCGCGUGCAUUAUCGAAGAAUUCUUCAGCAAUCAGUAUUCCACAGAGCAACGCUUUGUUAUACUUAACGCCCUUGUGUUUGGAGCACGAGAACUAGCGUCACUCCCCGUCCAUUCUGCAAGCUUGCAGCCUCUUAAUAAUCAGCGCACCGCAUUUCCUAGCAAAACUUUGCCUCCUGCCCUUCAUCAGAAAUAUCUCACUGCCGAUGGCCAAGCCAACGGAACUGUUCAAGGCUUGCUUGAGGGUGCCACACGGGCAGCAAUUGACAGGGGAAAGGAAGCUACCGCCGACAAAGUGCCAGAGUUCGUACGAGAACGGCAGCUGCGCAUACGGACAUCUCCUAAAGUCGCUGAGGUGUCGCCUGCAGAAAGGCGAAGUCGAGCUCUCUUGCCAGGCCAAACUUCACAACCCCAUCGAACUGCAUUCAUAGACGUCGCAGCCGAAUACUUCAUUAUGCCGUUUAUCAACCGUUUCUGGGCAUUCCUGCGGAAUGAGCAGACACGCGAGGAGAGAACAGCACACCGUGAUGCUCUGUAUCGGUAUCACGGUGCUGGCACAGGUCUUGUUCUCAACCCCGUUGUUCUGUCACAAUUUAUGGGCUCUCUGGCGUUGCUGGUGCAUGCAGCACAGAAUUCUUCGCAAUGGCUGUCUAUUAUUGCACCAGGCGCACUAGAGCUCGCGGUCGCCUUGGGACUAACUGGCGAAGCCCGGGGCAAGGAGGCUUCGGUACUCACAGCUGCUCUUGAGCUUUCCUUAAUUGUCCUGGAUGGCUGUCUCGAACUCGAUGGGGGACGCUCGCUCGGUCUUGAGCACACUGCACUACUGUUGGGGGUUGGAGAAUGGGCUGGGAAGAUUUUUGAGCUACUUGAGAAGGGCACUCUGGUAGAAGGUGGUGGGGGAGUCCAUGAGGUCCGAUUGCGUAGGGCUGCCGCAGGGGUACUGCUGAAGGUCGAUGAAUUAACCUCAAAAUGGCAAAGGUCAAUGGUAGAUGUCCGAUAG